ACGACUCGUUUUCAAAACAUUGAUGUACACAAGAACCUUAAAGAGUACCCACCAUUCUGAUAGAAAAUUACACUCACUUUUUAGUAAAAUUCUUGAAUCUCCACUAUCCCAUAAUGAAUUUUCAGUCAUAUCCGCGUGGAUGGAUUUGCAAGAUGGUUUUCUUGGCUUUCCUCGUACUACUUCCGACUGCAGUUUUAGGCGAAUGUACAUGUGAAGCCGACGAAGAAGAUCGGAACAAAAGUUUAGCACUCAAAUAUAAGUUAGCUGCACUUGCUUCAAUCCUCGUCGCCAGUGCAAUUGGGGUUUGUCUUCCUGUUUUGGGGAAGACGAUACCAGCUUUGAGUCCAGAGAGAAGCUUUUUCUUUAUUAUAAAGGCAUUCGCAGCCGGAGUAAUUUUGUCGACGGGUUUCAUCCACGUGCUUCCCGAUGCGUUCGAAAACUUGACAUCUCCGUGUAUCAGUGCCCAUCCGUGGGGAGAUUUUCCAUUCACGGGCUUUGUCGCAAUGGUUGCCGCCAUUGGGACUCUUAUGGUGGACACAUAUGCAACCUCCUAUUACAGCAAGAAAUCUAGCGGCAAGACGGAAAUACCUACCGGCGAAGAAGGAGUUGUCCCUCUUCAUACUCAUGCCACCCAUGGCCAUGCACAUGGAGCAGUAUCGAUGGAAACUGAUUCUGGUGAAACACAACUUCUUCGUCACCGCGUAAUCUCACAGGUGUUGGAGUUGGGAAUUAUAGUCCAUUCUGUAAUUAUUGGAAUUGCCUUAGGUGCUUCUGAAAGUCCUAAAACAAUAAAGCCUUUAAUUGCUGCUUUGACCUUCCAUCAGUUCUUCGAAGGCAUAGGGUUAGGAGGAUGCAUAACGCAGGCUAAGUUUAAAUCAUGCGCAAUUGCAAUAAUGGCCCUCUUCUUCUCUCUCACAACUCCAAUAGGCAUCGUGAUAGGUAUUGGAAUAACAAACAUUUAUAGUGAAACCAGUCCCGAUGCUCUUAUUGUUGAGGGAAUUUUUAACUCAGCAUCGGCCGGAAUCUUAAUUUAUAUGGCACUCGUAGAUCUUCUUUCAGCUGACUUUAUGAGUCCAAGAAUGCAAAGCAAUGGAAAGCUUCAAUUAGGUGCAAAUAUUUCUCUUCUUCUAGGCGCUGGAUCUAUGUCUCUCUUGGCAAAGUGGGCUUGAGAUAUGUUACAUGUUUUUGUUCAUCCUCUUUCUCCUUUCUCAUUAUUAAUAUUGCUCUCUUUGUUCGACAAAAAACCUUGAAGUAUACUAUUGAUACGAAGUACGUUGCAUGUUUGUUUGUUUUUUUAAUUUUAAUUACAUAUCGCAUCAAUUAUUUGGA
Olea europaea var. sylvestris is the source of this 1329-nucleotide messenger RNA. RefSeq names its product zinc transporter 5-like. The record is from RefSeq and is a predicted model, not a curated record. NCBI's taxonomy places the organism in Eukaryota, Viridiplantae, Streptophyta, Magnoliopsida, Lamiales, Oleaceae. Gene Ontology annotation, biological process: zinc ion transmembrane transport. Gene Ontology annotation, cellular component: plasma membrane. The transcript is spliced from 3 exons. Bases 114 to 1169 code for a protein of 351 amino acids. Gene Ontology annotation, molecular function: zinc ion transmembrane transporter activity.